UUAUGUUCAUGUAUUAUUGAGUCCAGUAGGCGGCAGUAAGACGCUGCAGAGCCUUCAAUUCAAAACAUCGGAAGAAGAAAGUUCGGAGGUCAUCGCUGCAUCGCCGCUAGUGUGUGGCUAGCAGUCUGCGGUUGUUCUUUUACAAUGGCCAAACAUCAUCCAGAUUUGAUUUUUUGCAGGAAACAGGCUGGCGUUGCCAUUGGAAGACUAUGUGAAAAAUGUGAUGGCAAAUGCGUUAUAUGUGACUCUUACGUCAGGCCUUGUACACUGGUUCGUAUUUGUGAUGAAUGCAACUAUGGGUCUUACCAAGGACGCUGUGUCAUUUGUGGAGGUCCUGGAGUAUCUGAUGCCUACUACUGCAAAGAGUGCACCAUCCAGGAGAAGGACAGGGAUGGCUGCCCCAAGAUCGUGAACCUCGGCAGCUCGAAGACCGACCUUUUCUAUGAGAGAAAAAAAUACGGCUUCAAGAAGAGGUGAAGAAGCGGAGGGAUUUUCUUUGUCACAGUCAUUUUUACCAUUUUGUUAUCGGACAUGUUACAAUAAAAUUGUUUUAAUGUUG
This is a messenger RNA of Puntigrus tetrazona (Sumatra barb), 559 nucleotides long. Its product is annotated as PHD finger-like domain-containing protein 5A. The coding region runs from base 145 to 477 and encodes 110 amino acids. Gene Ontology annotation, cellular component: U2 snRNP; catalytic step 2 spliceosome; precatalytic spliceosome. Gene Ontology annotation, biological process: mRNA splicing, via spliceosome. The record is from RefSeq and is a predicted model, not a curated record. The transcript is spliced from 4 exons. Lineage: Eukaryota; Metazoa; Chordata; Actinopteri; Cypriniformes; Cyprinidae.